Messenger RNA from Amoebophrya sp. A25, 530 nucleotides. Lineage: Eukaryota; Dinophyceae; Syndiniales; Amoebophryaceae. The record is from the annotation of a GenBank genome assembly.
GGUGGCGAUGCUGCGGUUGGCGCAGCUCUGCUGGCUGCGUUGACCCGUGCCUUGGAAGAGCACGCGGCGAACCCGAGUAGCAGCUUGCCAAGAACUCGAGCUGGGGAGCCAUUGAUCACGGUUGGAAGUGUUGUUUUAUAUUAAGGCUACAAGAAAUUAUCCAUGUUACGGAGUUGUAUCUUGGUCCCGCUUUUAAAGCAAGGGAAGUCGUGAAGCAAGAUGGGCCCGAAAUAGAUAGAUUUAUCUUAGUGCUAAGCAUGCGGCUCGACGACGCAAACCACAACGCCGCCGCCCACGAGUACCACCACGACAACCAGUACGACGCGGACCCCGAUGCCUGACGUGGAGCGAGAGAUCUUGCUGGGCCUAACCUUGCCUGCUGGACUCGAUCCGGUCCUUCUCGGGGAAAAUCCAGUCUUUAUGAACGUGUUGGGCGUCGGCUUGCUAAAUUACCUUGCGAGCUACGCUGGAACGCCAGCGCCAGGAGUCUUGGUGCGCAGCAUCGUCGCAGACGUCACCUCAAAUGGAGC